Molecule: messenger RNA, 7103 nt
Organism: Hippocampus comes (tiger tail seahorse)
Lineage: Eukaryota; Metazoa; Chordata; Actinopteri; Syngnathiformes; Syngnathidae
Gene: slit1a
Product: slit homolog 1a (Drosophila)
Exons: 36
Coding region: 390-5078 (1562 amino acids)
Biological process (GO): axon guidance; negative chemotaxis
Molecular function (GO): calcium ion binding; Roundabout binding; heparin binding
Source: RefSeq, a predicted model, not a curated record
GAGAAAGACUUUUUUUUUCAUUCUGCUCUUUCCUCCUGUUUCCUCUCUUUAGGCAAGCAGAGCGGAGUGGGACUGAGUGAGGAGGAGACGUGUGCACACCACAGCCACUCCACACAGCCAAGGCAGGAGAAGAGUUUGCAAGGAGACAAUAAGAGCAAGAGAACUGCUUUUUGAGGGGGAUACCAAACUCAAAACGAGAAGUACAAGACCCAAACAAACAAAAAGGGAUUUGUCUUUCUAAACUUCUCACAGGAAAUUAUAUUGGUUUUAUUUAUAUUGGCUGAACAUAUAUACAUUUUUUUUUUCCAAAUUUUAAGCAGGAUUCCUUAGAAGGCGGACAGGAAGAAAUAAGUCAGGCUGGGACGGUGUUGACAAAGCUAGGCAAAAGGAUGUUUUUUGGCACGUUGGAGAUGUGCGUCUGGGCCGGGAUGCUCUGCGCCCUGCUGACAGCCAGCGCGGGUGCCUGCCCUGCCUUGUGUACCUGCAGCGGCACCACAGUCGACUGCCACGGACUGGGGCUCAGGACCAUGCCGAGGAAUAUCCCACGCAACACCGAGAGGCUGGAGCUGAAUGGUAACAAUCUCACACGCAUCACCAAGAGUGACUUUGCUGGUCUCAAAUACAUCCGAGUUCUGCAGCUGAUGGAGAAUCAGAUUACCGUGAUCGAGCGUGGGGCUUUUGAUGACAUGAAAGAGCUCGAGAGACUGCGCCUGAACCGUAAUCAACUGCAGCACCUUCCAGAGUUGCUCUUUCAGAAGAACCCUGGCCUGUCUCGUCUAGAUCUGAGCGAAAACCUCAUCCAGUCCAUCCCAAGAAAAGCUUUCAGAGGAGCCACAGACAUCAAAAACCUUCAGCUGGAUAAAAACCACAUCGGCUGCAUCGAAGACGGCGCCUUCAGAGCUUUGCGAGGCUUGGAAGUGCUAACCCUGAACAACAACAACAUCAGCAGCAUCCCCGUUUCCAGCUUCAACCACAUGCCCAAACUGCGAACCUUCCGUCUCCACUCCAACAAUCUCAACUGUGACUGUCAUCUGGCCUGGUUGGCCCAGUGGCUUCGACAGCGGCCUACCAUCGGACUGUUCACUCAGUGCACGGCACCGCCAGAGCUCAAAGGUCUCAAUGUGGCUGAGGUUCAGAAACACGAAUUCAGCUGCUCGGGUUACCAAGAUUCCUCCAGUCCACAACCUUGCAACACAGGUGGAGGUUCCUGUCCCGCCAUGUGUACCUGCAGCAACAACAUUGUGGACUGCAGAGGGAAAGGUUUGACUGACAUCCCAGCCAACCUGCCGGACAACAUGGCCGAAAUACGUCUGGAGCAGAAUGGGAUUAAGGCAGUUCCUGCAGGAGCCUUCUCCCCCUACAAGAAGCUGCGCAGGAUAGACCUGAGCAACAACCAGAUCUCGGAGAUCGCUCCAGACGCCUUCCAAGGCCUGCGCUCCCUCAACUCGCUCGUGUUGUAUGGAAAUAAGAUCACCGACCUGCCCAAGGGUGUCUUUGAUGGCCUCUACGCUCUGCAACUGCUUUUGCUGAACGCCAACAAGAUUCACUGCGUCCGUGCCAACACCUUCCAGGACCUGCAGAACCUCUCGCUGCUUUCGCUCUACGACAACAAGAUCCAAAUUCUGGCCAAGGGCACCUUCGCUUCGCUGCGAGCGAUACAGACCCUUCACCUGGCCCAGAAUCCAUUCAUCUGCGACUGUAACUUGAAGUGGCUUGCCGACUACUUGCGCUCCAACCCCAUCGAGACCAGCGGCGCCCGCUGCGCCAGCCCCCGUCGGCUGGCCAACAAACGCAUCGGGCAGAUCAAGAGCAAGAAAUUCCGCUGCUCCGCCAAGGAGCAGUACGUCAUCCCAGGUGCCGAGGACGCCCGGCUGAAUAACGCCUGCAACAGCGAUCCCGUGUGUCCUCCCAAGUGCCGCUGCGAGUCCAACGUGGUGGACUGCUCCAACCUGAAGCUCACUAAGAUCCCCGAGCACAUCCCGUCAUCCACCACUGAGCUGCGCCUCAACAACAAUGACAUCACCACUCUGGAGGCCACCGGCAUGUUCAAGAGCCUAACCCAGCUCAAGAAAAUCAACCUCAGCAAUAACAAAAUCACGGAGAUUGAGGAUGGCGCGUUCGAGGGCGCCUCGUCCGUCAAUGAGCUUCACCUCACAGCCAAUCAGAUCGACACGGUCCGGAGCGAGAUGUUCCGUGGCCUGGAGGGACUGCGCAUGCUGAUGCUGAGGAACAACAAGAUCAGCUGCAUCCACAACGACAGCUUCACCGGCCUCCACAACGUGCGUCUGCUGUCUCUCUACGACAACCAGUUGACCACCAUCACCCCCGGAGCUUUCGAUACCCUGCAGACCCUCUCCACCCUAAACCUUCUUGCCAAUUCCUUCAACUGCGACUGUCGCCUGUCCUGGCUGGGAGACUGGCUGAGGAGCAGGAAGAUCGUUACGGGGAACCCUCGCUGCCAGCGUCCGGCCUUCCUCAAGGAGAUCCCCCUGCAGGAUGUAGCACUGCCUGAUUUCCGCUGCGAGGAAGGCCACGAGGAGUCAAGUUGUGUGCCCAGACCUCAGUGCCCCAGCGAGUGCACUUGCCUGGAGACGGUGGUUCGCUGCAGUAACAAGCACCUCCACGCGCUGCCCAAAGGAAUCCCCAGAAAUGUGACCGAACUGUAUCUGGAUGGAAACCAGUUCAGCGUGCUACCAAAGGAGCUGUCCACCUUUAAGUUCCUCCAGCUAGUGGAUCUGAGCAACAACAAGAUCAACUCUCUGACCAACUCAUCUUUCGCCAACAUGAGCCAGCUCACCACCUUAAUCUUGAGCUACAACUCCUUGCGCUGCAUUCCCAAAAUGGCCUUCAGUGGACUGCACUCUCUCCGGCUACUGUCUCUCCAUGGCAACGAAAUCUCCGAGCUUCCCGAUGGCAUCUUCGGUGACGUGGCCUCUCUCUCCCACUUAGCAAUCGGCGCCAACCCGCUGUACUGCGACUGCCGCCUGCGUUGGUUGUCCGACUGGGUCAAGACUGGAUACAAAGAGCCUGGUAUCGCCCGCUGUGCUGGUCCACGCGGUCUGGAGGGCAAACUCCUGCUCACCACACCAGCAAAGAAGUUUGAAUGCACGGGUGAGGUGGACACAGCGGUGCUGGCCAAGUGUAACCCGUGUCUGUCCAGCCCGUGUCAGAACCAGGGUGUGUGUCAUAGCGACUUGGUGGACAUCUACAGGUGCAACUGUGCUCCGGGAUUCAAGGGCAAGAACUGCGAGACGGCUCUCAACGCUUGUGUGAGCAACCCUUGCGCCAACGGAGGUCGAUGCCAAGUGGAUAAGGAGGAUGAGGGUCAGUACAGCUGCACAUGUCCGCUGGGUUUCGAGGGUCCCGCCUGCCAGAUCAACAUUGACGACUGCGAGGACAACGACUGCGAGAACGGCGCCACCUGCGUGGACGGAGUCAACAACUACACUUGUUUUUGUCCCCCCUACUACACAGGUGACAAUGCGACAUGGACCAGCACUCGACAGCUCCUUGUUGCUGUUUGUAAUAUUACAAAUGAUCUGCGUGCAGGGGAGAUGUGUGAGGAAAUGGAGGACGUGUGCGCCCCAGGACGAAGUCCCUGCAAACAUCAGUCUACCUGCCUCAUCACCUCCUCUGGGCUCAAGUGCAUGUGCGCUCCUGGUUACGUGGCUGACGACUGCAGUGUGGACUACGACGACUGCCAGGAGCAUCGCUGUCAAAACGGAGCCCAGUGUGUAGAUGAGCUGAACGGGUACACCUGUCAAUGUGAGGAAGGUUACAGUGGUCAGCUGUGUGAAGUUCCCCCCUCGCCGUUGUCCCUGUGCGAGCUUGCUGACUGUCAGAACGGCGCCCCCUGUGUGGAGCGGGGUGGCCGCGCCCUCUGCCAGUGCCCCCCAGAGUUUGGCGGGCCACGCUGCGAGAAGCUGGUCAGCGUCAACUUUGUGGACAGAGACUCGUACCUGCUGCUCUCUGACCUCAAGAACUGGCCGCAAGCCAACAUCACCCUGCAGGUUUCCACAGCGGAGGAUAACGGUAUCCUCUUAUACAACGGAGACAACGAUCACAUUGCAGUGGAGCUGUACCAAGGUCAUGUAAAGGUCAGCUACGACCCAGGCAGCCAGCCCAGCCACGCCAUCUACAGUGCUGAGACCAUCAAUGACGGUCAGUUCCACACGGUGGAGUUGGUCACGUUGGACCAGAUGGUGAACCUGUCCAUCGACGGGGGUCUCCCCACCACCAUGGACAGCUUCGGGGCAGUGAGGCCCCUCAACGGAGAGGCUCCACUAUACGUGGGGGGUAGGGGCCCUCUCCAGAACACACCUCCCUCCUCUUCAGGGAUGCCCGUGGGCGUACACCCGGGUGCCUUCCGCCUGUGGCAUAUCCAGAACAGCUCCAGUUUUCACGGCUGCAUCCAGAACCUGUACAUCAACAACGAGCUGCAGGACUUCACCAAGACCCAGAUGAAACCCGGCGUGGUGCCGGGCUGUGAGCCUUGCAGGAAGAUCUACUGCGUGCACGGCAUCUGCCAGCCCGACGGCCUCCAGGGGCCCGUGUGCUACUGCCGGCCAGGCUGGAGCGGACCUCACUGCGAUCUGCCGGCCUCCAACCCCUGUCAAGGCAGCAAAUGUGUCCAUGGCAGAUGCAUCCCGCUGGACAACGAAUCUUACCGCUGCGAUUGUACCGAGGGCUACCGCGGUGCGCUGUGCAACCAACAGGGGGAGCUGUUCAACCCCUGCCGCCGGCUGAACUGCAAACAUGGCCGCUGCCAAAUCUCCGACACGGGAGACGCCUACUGUCACUGCGAAAGUGGCUACACAGGGGAACUCUGUGAUACAGAGUCGGCGUGUCGGGGCGAGCCCAUGCGGGACUUCUACCAGGUGCAGCGAGGCUACGCUAUCUGCCAGACAACGCGCACCGUGUCCUGGGUGGAAUGCAACGGCGUGUGCGAGGCAGGCACCUGCUGCGCCAGCCAGCGGAUGAAGCGCCGGAAAUACACGUUUGAGUGCAGCGACGGGACCACUUUCAGCGAGGAGGUGGAGAAGAGCAUCAAGUGCGGAUGUGUGGGCUGCAGCGUCUAGAACAUGAUGGAAAAGAGAGAUUCUAAAGAAAAUAUAUAAAAUCUCUAUCUAUAUAUUAAGAACUUUGAUUCUUGUAAAAUAGGACACGUACUUUGUGAGCUGCAGUAUUGAGUUGUGACUCAAAAGGCUCCAGAGGGCCCCCGACCCCUGCCCACCCCACCGCAAACAGCAGUGAGGGUAGCGUGACGGGGGUGAACGAAAGAAGAAAAGAGCUGGAGCAUUGACCAAGUGUCACAUGACAGUUUGUUGUUUAUUUGUCAGUCAACCACACAAACCCACGCACAUGCUCAGAAAAAGAUGUUCGAGUGGCACAUAAGUGCGGAUGCAGUGACUAACUGGGCUCGUUCAGUCCCCCAGCAUGCAUUACCCCUUCCUUCCAGCAGGGGGCCAUCUAGCGUCUCCUCCUCGUGACACCUUGCAGUAUUCAAAACGAGGAGCAAUAAGUUGGCUGAUUAAAAACCACAUAAAACUUUGUAAUUGAUUGAUUAGAUUUUUUUUCCCUGUUGUAUCGUGCUCUUUUCUCAUUUUUUUAAUUUGUAUUUUAUUUCACCGUGUAACCUUCAAAAAAGAAACCUCCCCGUUUAUAUAGAAAUGCCUAACAGAUUCUAAUAUAUAUAUAUAUAUAUUUGUAUUUCUUUUUUGGGGGGGUAUAGUAUUUUUCUAUGUUAAAUGGAAGGUUGGUGGUGAAGGGUGCUGGCUUGGUCUUUUUGUUUUUAAUAAUUUGUCCACCAUUUAAUGACAAGUAGUAAUGGGCCACAAACUUGGAUCUAAAACAAAAAUUGAAUAUCGUGGGAAAGUUUAUUUCAGUAGCUCAAAUCAAAAUGUGAAACACGAUUAAACGCAUGUGAAAAUGUUUUUCAAAAGCCAGUUCUUACCUAAUUUGCAUUUUUAAAAAAAGCAUUUUUGACUGUUUCAUACAUAAUAGUUGAAGUCCUUGGAGAAGGAGUUUUGUCAGCUUUGAUCAUUCAAAUUAUGAGAAAUUAAAUCGUGAAAUACUGUAUUUCACUGUAUGUAGUGAAUCGAUGCGCCGUUUCACUAUUUUAAAUUGAACCACAGAUGAAAAUGGAGUUUUCUCAAAGAUUAAAAUGUUUUUUCGAUGCGUCUAUACACGUAUAGGAGCCACUGCUGGUCUGCUCUGGAACUCUUGUCGUUAAAUAUUGUAUAUGUUGUCUUCCAUGUGAAUAUUACAUCAUGUUCAUGAGCGCAUCGGCUUGUUUUGCUCCUCUUUUUAUUUAUUUUUUUUGUAUGGCGAUGCAUUAUGUGUGCAUUGCAGUUCAAAAGAAAACAAUUAAAAAUGAAUUUAAAAACUGCAUAAAAAAAAAAAAAAACAAUGAAGCUAAAGUUCAACAUACAACAUAAGCUGCUGUCAAGCAUGAGUCGUGUUGGGAAAAUAACACAACCGUGCAACCGCUAUGACACAUAAAAGGUUAGGACAUUUUCUAGCUGAUAUUUAAAAAAAAAAAAAAAAAAAUCUUGAGGUGCCAAUUCAGUGAGCACAUAGGCUGAAUGUAUAAAUGUGUACAGAUAAUAAAUAUGCUUUUUCCUGAAGUGGUAAUGUUUAGCUGUUCUUUAGUUUAGAAUGGAUCACAUACUGUUCUGGUAUUGGGAAUUCUGGUAAUUAUGUAACCGUAGAGAUGCUCACCGUCCUCCUUAAAGGCCGUGGGCCUCAUAAAGGCGCACCUUUCGUGGAAUGUGACUUUUUGUUGGCUUCUGUCAGUUCACGUCUCCUUGGUGUGCAAGUACAACUUCCUGGUAGACAUCAUCGUGAUGCUUGUGCUAUAUUGAGAUGUACUGUAACUCAAAUCAGUAAGACUCUCCAUCUUAUGAGCUAUGAUAUACAUAACGAUGUUCAUAUAAACCACACAAUGUUGUAAAAAGAUGUUGCUUCUCUGUCACAGGACUUGAUGGUGGGAUUGAAGCGAAAUAAGUCCCGGAAUUAUGCUGAAUGUAUGUAAUGCCACAGACAAAAUGUUUACCAAACCUCCACUCUUUUAUUUCAUUAAACUUCUAUGUGUGUGCUUUUAA